CGACUCCAUACUGCAUCCAAGACCGCGACAAUGCCUGUCAGCAAGUCGACCAAGAAGUUCCAGAAGCACCAUCUGUCGGACAUCUUGGAGAAGCGAAAGGGUCAGAAGAAAACCAAGCAGCAGCAACAGUUGAAGGAGCGCAAAAAGAAGAGAAAGGCCGAGGAAGAGGGCAAGGACCCGGACAAAGAUGGCAAGCCAACUACUAAUGGGAACUCCAAGCCUGCUGCAGCAGACGCUCUGAAUGAUAUGACCGUGGACGAGUUCUUUCAGGGCGGAUUCGAAGUACCAGAACUGCCCAAAAAGAAGGGCAGCAAGAGGAAGCGCAACAGCGCUGGCGAUGCAUCAGACUCGGAUGCUUCGGCUGAGCAGGCACCUAUGCAGAGAGACAGUGAGGCAGACUCAGACUCGGAAAGUGAUGUGGGAGACUUCAAGGAGCAGCUCGACAGACUGGCCAAGGAUGACCCAGAGUUCCACAAAGUGCUGCAAAAGGAUGAACCCGAAGUUUUUGAUGAUUUGGACAACUUGGAAUUGAGCGAAGAUGAGCAACCCGAGCCAAAGCGCAAAAAGCAAAAGAAGCAGGACGACUCAGAAGACGAGGCACAAGGCAACGAGCUGGACAUGAAGACUGUGAAGAAGUGGAGGGCAGCGCUUCAGGAACAGCAUUCGCUGAGAGCCGCCAAAGAGGUCGUGAUUGCCUUCAGAUCGGCUGCGCAGAGCUCAUCAUCAGAAGCUGAGGAGAAGGAAUUCAAAUAUUCGGUCUCGAAUCCACAGGUGUACCACGAACUCCUUACUACAGCGUUGAAGGAGAUUUCCAAGGUGUUCGAGCACCACUUGCCAGUUCAGGACGCGAAGAAUGGCAAGGUCCAUGUUCCCACAGAGUCUAAGAAAUUCAAGACACUGGGGCCUAUACUGCGCUCGCAGAUUUCUGGCAUUCUGCACCUCUUGGACCACCUCUCGGAUCCAGCGACGCUUCGUCUUACCCUCACGUCGCUGCUGCCACUUCUACCAUAUCUCCUGUCUUUCAAAAAGCUUGUCCGCGAUGUGUCAAGAGCAGUCACCGUGGUCUGGUCUUCACAUAGCAAUACCGAGGCUACUCGAAUUGCAGCUUUCCUGGUCAUGCGUCGAUUGACCGUGAUCGGUGAUGCUGGUAUUCGCGAGAACGUGCUCAAGGCUACCUACCAGGCUCUCGUCAAGGGUUCGCGCAACACGACUGUGCAUACCAUGGCCGGCGUCAACCUGAUGAAGAACUCCGCAGCCGAGCUGUGGGGUCUUGCUGGCGGUGAAGGUGGUGUCGCGUAUACGACUGCGUUCACGUUCAUCCGAAGUUUGGCCAUGCACCUGCGCAGCAGUAUCACGAACAAUUCAAAUGAGAGCUAUAAAACUGUCUACAACUGGCAGUAUGUGCAUAGUCUGGACUUCUGGGGCAGAGUCUUGGCUAUGCACUGCACGGAAUCGACUUCACCACUGCAGGCUCUGAUAUAUCCUUUUGUGCAGGUUACCCUUGGAGCACUUCGCUUGAUUCCCACAGCUACAUACUUUCCUUUGCGAUUCCAGCUUGUGCGCUGUUUGCUGCGCGUCAGCCUCGCGACAGGAACCUACAUUCCCCUCGCAGCUCCCUUGUAUGAGGUUCUCAAUAGUGCGGAGAUGCGCAAGCCGCCCAAGCCAACCACUCUCAAGCCACUGGACUUCAACACAACGAUUCGCGCGCCAAAGUCGUACCUUCGUACGCGUACUUAUCAAGAUGGAGUCGCUGAACAGGUACAAGAACUUCUUUCCGAAUUCUUCUACAUUUGGACGAAGAACAUCGCUUUCCCAGAACUCGCCCUUCCAGUGACCGUCAUGCUGCGCCGCUGGCUCAAAGAGGUGAAUCAGCGGGGCAAGGGCAAGGGCGGCAACAACAACACGAAGAUUAAUAGCGCUGUCCAGCUGCUCGUACAAAAGCUCGAGGCCAACUCGAAGUGGGUCGAGGAGAAGAGAGCCAAGGUAGAAUUUGCGCCCAAUCAUCGCCAAGGUGUAGAUUCGUUCUUGAAGGACGUCACGGAGCAGAAAACACCUCUUGGAGCGUAUGUGGUUGGUCAGAGGAAAACCAGAGAGGAAAAAGCCAAGGUCCUGGAGGAGAGCAGGAAGGAAGAGGAGAGGAGACGCGCAGCCGAGAAGAACACGAACGAGGGCGCAGAGCAGAGUCCCGACAGCGAAGAGGAAGGCGAUGCUAGUGAGGACGAGGGUUCUGAUGAAGAGAUGCUCGACGGUGAAGUUGAGGACAGUGACAGUGAAUAGUCAUCCACACGAUUGCGCAUUCAUGCUGGGUACUGAUGUCGCAUACAACGAAGAGUGAGAUCUAGGGAGACGGGGAGGCUAGAAAGCGUAAGAACCAGGCAAAAACUUGAAAAGUUGCCAAUAGUGACUAUUUUCAGAGUCAUUCGCGUUGUAUGUACGAACUACGAAAACAAGGA
Sphaerulina musiva SO2202 is the source of this 2453-nucleotide messenger RNA. RefSeq names its product Noc2-domain-containing protein. The coding region runs from base 31 to 2277 and encodes 748 amino acids. Gene Ontology annotation, cellular component: Noc1p-Noc2p complex; Noc2p-Noc3p complex; nucleoplasm. The record is from RefSeq and is a predicted model, not a curated record. Gene Ontology annotation, biological process: ribosomal large subunit biogenesis. The transcript has a single exon. NCBI's taxonomy places the organism in Eukaryota, Fungi, Ascomycota, Dothideomycetes, Mycosphaerellales, Mycosphaerellaceae.